Molecule: messenger RNA, 1941 nt
Organism: Pneumocystis carinii B80
Lineage: Eukaryota; Fungi; Ascomycota; Pneumocystomycetes; Pneumocystales; Pneumocystaceae
Exons: 12
Coding region: 1-1941 (646 amino acids)
Biological process (GO): protein import into nucleus
Cellular component (GO): nuclear envelope; cytosol
Molecular function (GO): small GTPase binding
Source: RefSeq, a predicted model, not a curated record
AUGGAGCAAAAGAUUGGAGAGUUAAUUUCAUUUUGUCAAUCAGUAGAUAGAUUUGUUAGAAAACAAGCAGAAGAUGAAUUGAAAAUAAUAGAAAAUUCAGAAGAAUAUCCAAUUUGUUUAAUUAAUAUUUCAGCUUCGAGUGGAGAAGCAUAUUUACGACAGAUGUCGUUAUUAAUACUGAAGAAAUAUGUAUUGAAUCAUUGGUCUCCAGUUUUUCAAGAAUUUUAUGGUUUCGUUGUAAAUCAAGAUGUAAAGAAUAAAAUUAGAAAUUUAUUAUUGGAAUUGCUUUCAUCAGAAUUGAAAGUGGUUAGAAAUACAGCUGCGCAUGUUAUUUCAAAAAUAGCUAUCGUUGAUUGGCCAGAUGAAUGGCCAGAUUUACUUGAUAGUAUUCUCAUUAAGCUUUCGAAAGACCCACGAGUUGAAACAUAUAGUGGAUUGAAAGUUUUGAAAGAAUUAAUUGAUAAUGCUCUUACAAGUGAGCAUUUUUUUUCUAUUUCUCUUCAUUUGACAAAAUUUUUAUAUGGAAUUUGUAUAAAUGAAUCGUAUUCAUUUAGGACUAGAGCCCAGUCUUUGUCUGUCUUUAAAUCAUGUCUAGAUUCACUAGAAAUGAUAAAAGAUAUACAUUUGGAUAUUAUUAAUUCAUUUGCUAUUGAGACUUUGGAUUCAUGGAUGAAUUUAUUUAUUACAAUUAUUUCUAAAAAUAUUAUGAAAACUUUAAAUUAUGAUUUUAUACUUUUUAAAUUGAAUGUUAUAAAGGUUCUAUAUAAACUGCAUCAAACAUUUCCAUAUCUACUAACAAAAUAUUUACCGAGCAUUUUUGAGGCUUUAUGGAUAGAAAUUGAACAAGUGAAGGAAAUAUAUUCUGAACAUUAUAUUCUAAAUCUAUAUGAAUCUAAUGAAGAAAAUGACUCUGAUGGUGAAUUGAUAAGUUUGUCUACAUUAUUAACAGAAGAAUUUUCAUUUAUUCAAAUUUCAUUAAAAGAUAAAACAGUACAAAAGAAAAUGAAUUUAGAAGACUAUUCAAAUGAUUCUAUUUUAAAUAAGAUCAUUAACAUUUCAAUCUUUUAUUCGCAAUUGUCAUUAUCACAGGAAAAAGAAUUUAUAGACAAUUCUAAUAGUUUUAUUGAGGAUGAACUGAAUGAAAACGUAAGGUAUACUCUUCGUCAGAUUUCUGCAGAUCUUGUUGAGGAACUUGGGAAUUGCAAUUUAAUUUCAACUAGUAGAAUAUUAAUAGAAAAAUUAGAAUCAAUGAUAUCUGGCUUAGAUCUAGGAUGGAGAUAUAAUGAGGCCAUAUUGUUUCUAGUUAGUAGAAUAGUAGAAGAAUUUGAUAUUUCUAUAAAACGUAAUAUCGCUAUUUUUUCUUUAUCUUUCUAUAAUAUAGAAAAGCCUCCAGAACUUUUAAGAGCUCGUGCUAUUCUUAUACUUGGACAAUUGAGUACUGCCUUGAAUAAUGAUGAGUUAUCAAGUCUAUUUUCGAAUUGCAUUUCUAUGAUAUUUUCUGAAUCUAUUGGAGUGAUUAAGCUUUCUGCAUUUAAAACAAUACAAAGAUUAUGUGUUUCUCUUCCUUUAGAAUAUUUAGGGCCUUUUCAACUUCAAAUAAUAAAUGCUAUAGAAUUUUAUAUUUUUCAGGUUCAUGACGAAUCUUUAAUAUUGUUAUUGGAAGUUUUACUUUUGUCUGUUAAAAUUGAUCGUGAUGUUAUAUUACACUCAAAAUCUGCAAUAAUUUCUAUCCUGUUCAAGAUUAUUGUGCACAAUUUGGGGGACCCAUAUCUAAUUGGAAUUAUUCAAGAUAUAUUCGAAGAUUUUGCAAGAAAUGUCUCUAAUCUUUCAGCAUUCUGUGAUAUUAUCCUUCUACCAUUAAAAGAGCUUUUAUUUGCUAAAAUAUCAGAUUCUUUGGAAACACAAUUAAUUGAGGCAAUUAUUCAAACAUUUAAACAUUGA